AUGAUGAAUUUAUUAUCAGGGAAAUUUGUCGCCUUGUGGGGCACCUUACCGGUGAUCAAUGCGGUCGGGAAAAUUGUGCAGGGAUUCGUGGCAAGAGCCACGCGCAGCUUACUCAUCGGAGGAAAAAAGGUCACCACGCGUGCACCUACGAGGGAGGAAAGCCAAGAAGAUGAAGAAAAAAGUGAAGAUGAAAAUUAUAAUAGUAAUGGUAAUAGUAACCGAAACAGCAAUCGCAACCGCGACAGCAGCCGCGGCAGUAGCACUAGUAGUAAUAUUAGAACGGCGGAGUGGCUCUUCUGCCCGCACAGGGCCAAGGAAGGGACCCCUUUAACGACAUUCGGUGAGAAAAAAAGGGAAAUACUACCAGGGGAAUCACUCAUGAGCAGGCCAUUCACAAUUUCGCGAAGAGAAUCAUAUGUGAAGUCCGAGUCGGAGUCCACUUCAAAAAAACAAACACGGCGGUGUCUCGCAGAGUUUAUCAACUUAGACACAAGUCCAAAAGGCGACAAAAAGGCAGAUGCCGUAAGGGGGAAAUACCAAGAAGGGACACCAAAUGAUUACCUAGUGGAUAAGGAGAACCAGGAGGAGGCUACUACGAGAAAUAUAUACAGGCAAGACCCCAGUGAAGGGUCCGGCUACGAUGUGGAAUCUGGGCCAAGUAAAGACAUAACCACAUCGUUAAAGGCGCUCUUUUUAAACAAAAAAAAAAAUAAAGGAGAGAAAAAUAAAAGAAACAACCUUUCGAAGAAUAUUGAGCACACGGCAGAAUUUAUUGAAGAAAACAUUCCUACGGAUAAGCCAUCCAUUCCCCAUAUUCUGGCUGACCAAAUGUUUAUAAUAACGAAAAACCAUAACACAUCGAUCGAAAUUAAAGGGAAUGGACUAGACAAAUUUAAGUACAUAACUAUUUUGAUAUAUGAUACCUUUGAAAAUUGUAAAGGAAAUGUUGUUCAGAAGGUCUCUGUAGAAGAAUUAUCUCCAUUUCACAUAUUAACAAAAAAUUUUGUGAUGAACAAAUUGGGAAUGUUUUCCAUCUGCAUAGAAACGGAAUACCCAAAAUAUGUCGCAUUGUUAAAAGUUCAAAACAACUUAAUUAAGCAGAUCACACCAUCAAGUGAAGUAAGCACAAUACCUGCAUUUAACUGCGCCAUGGGGGAAUCAUCCAUAUUCAUGCCUGAAGAGAGCAAUGUGGGAGUUGUAGAAAAAAUUGGAGAAAUUUUGUCACAAAAAAAAUAUUCUUAUCAUAAAUUGGGUGAUGUUUUAUCUAAAGAAAUAAAAAUAUUGGCUUGCUCUUCCAUGGGAAAUUAUCUUGUCUUAUUGGAAAUGAAUUAUAUAAUCGUUGUCAAUUCAUACCAUAAGUAUGUACAGGAAAUUAUUACUCAUUUUUUGACCAAACCGGUUGCAAUAUUUCUAGACAACUACACUAUCUAUGUCACAGACGCGGACAGAAAGAAUGUUUUUAGAUAUAUGUCGGAGUAUAUACUUAAUGAAACCGCCGCUAAGUUGCUCUUUCUGGACGGGAGUGGGCAAGUGGAGCAAGCGAAAGGGGAAAAAGGGGUGAGAGCACCAUCAUCUGCGUAUCACACUCCAGGAAAAACAAACGGUCGGCACACAUAUGCAACAGGAAAAAAAAGGGACUACCUCUCCCCCCUGGGGGGGAUCUUCCUUCAAGAGAAAGAAAAUGAACAAAUAGACUAUUUAAUGAAUGGGGAAAGAUACCUAAUAACCCAUCGGCGAGAUUAUGACAAAAUACAGCAAUCCAAAGGAAACCAGGCAAAACUGAAAGGGCUGUUGUCUAAGAGUGUGACACUGGUUUACCCAGCAGGAAUUGUUGUGGAUCAGGAGAAGGUAUACUUCGUAGACACGGCAUUACAUAUGCUAUUCUGCUUUUCCUUGAAGGAAAACAAAAUUGUCGAAACGUUUGGUUAUCUAAACUCUCCAGUCAUGAGCGAUAAGGGAUUGAACAAACCUUUUUCCUUGUCCCUAUUUCAUGUGACUAAACAGAAAAAAAGCCUCCUCUUUUUGAGUGAACUGUCGAGUUCUAGAAUCCUAAUAUUUGAAAUAAAAAAAUAUAUCAAACUUUACCUAACGUAUGGUAAUCUCCCCCUUGACAUCGCCAGCUCCAUUGUCGUGACGCCACAAUUUUUAAUCGUUUGUGGGAUAAAACGGAGUAAAGAAAAUUAUGUGAACUAUGUCACAUACAUAAAGAUCGAAGAAUUGUCCGAAUUCGAAAUUGAGUACAACGAAUUCUCAUACACCAUGCAUUAUGGACAAAUGGUGAAUAUGACUCCUCUUAAAAGAAGCAGAAACAUAAAAAAGUUUACCCUUAGACAGUACGAUAAUAAAACCAAUGAAGAUAUCGACACCGGAUUGAAUAUAGACAAACACAGCGGAAUGAUAAGUGGGAAGGUAAAGAUCUCCGCAUGGUUCCACAUGGAAAUAGUGGUUUACGAUUACUUCAAGAAAAUGACCUUAAGUUUUCAAAACUUUAUCGCUUCAUGUCCCCAAGGAUUCUUUUUUCAGUCCAAAAAUUGUGUCCCUUGUCCCAUAGGGCACUACACUUCAAAAGCGAAUAGACUCAACUGCAUCAGCUGUGAGAGCUACAAAAAAAAUUCAACCACCUCAUACACUGGAUCCAUUUCCAGAAACGAGUGUUUAUGUAAAGCUGGGUACUACUUGAAGGAGAAAAUAAAAUCGUGCGUAAAAUGCCCAGCAGGAUACUAUAAAGGUCAAAUUGGAGAUUUCAAAUGUCAGUCGACAUGUGAAAAUAUGAAAAGAAGUAUUGUCGAAGGAGCAGCAAGCUAUGAAGAAUUAAACUGUGCAUGCAAAGAUGGGUACUAUACAGAUGAUCAAUCCAAAUGUGUUCCAUGCCACUUAAACUCUUAUUGCAUUUAUAACCCAAACGUUCCUAUUCACAAAGCGGAUGUUAUCCCUUGUAAAGAAUAUAUGGUAACUUUAAAAAGGGGAUCUACUUCCCCUAAAGAUUGUAUCUGCUCCGUUGGAUAUUACUACGAGAAAGAAACAGACACAUGCAAGCCAUGUUCUUAUGACGCGUAUAAACCAAACCAAGGCAAUGAAUCGUGCAUACCCUUUGCAAGCAAUCCAGGAUCCACACAAGAAUUUCUGCCCAAUGAAAAUUACUUUGAACAUUCGAAUGUGUUUUUAAAAAAAACAUCAAACGUUAUUAUGUCCCCCAGGAAAGGGAACUCCUCUUUCCAUAGUGCCAAGUUGUGCGAAACUGGAUACUUCUACAGCAAAAAUAAGUCCAUUUGUUCCAUUUGCAGAUACAACGGGUACUGCAAAGGUCUGAACAAUGCAGUUAUUGCGUGUCCAAAAAAUUCAGUCACUGUCAAGUUAAAGAGUGUUACGUCUCUAGACUGUUUAUGCGAAAGGGGAUAUGGGCGAAUAACCAUUCACAAGCACAAGUCAUUCAGCGUAUUAUGUGUCCCUUGUCCGUACAACACUUUCCAGCCUCACCACUCUUCUGGUGAAUGCAUUCCUUGCCCUGCUUACACGUUUACCAUUUCUGCAAAGUCCACUUCCAUCACGGACUGCUUGCCUCAAAAUGGCUACUACAACAUUUACUUUCAGUACAUAUACCAGCAUUCGAAGGAGCGGCUCGUGCAAAAUGUCCCUCAUUUUUUGCAGCAGUACCAUCGUUACCUGAGCGGUCAGUACAGGAAGGGCAGAGAGGCGUAUGUCCCCAAAAGGCAGCCAAGAGGGGAUUGCCAUAGGGAUCAUAUUUGUGGAAUAGAUCACCAGGACAGUCCUCUAUCACUACACCAUCUUACUCCAAACCUGAUGGAGGGGAAAAAAAGAACCCAUAGGCAUCACGAGGAAAAGCAACACAACGCCCAAUGCAAGUGGCGCGACAAACUAGAAGUCACAAGUGGUUACGAAACAGACCUCACUAAAGCUAGAAUGCCCCAAAUAAGGAACAACAUACGCAACUUGAAAGGAUCAUACAGCAACGCGUUUUACACGAAUUACCUGAAAAAUGUGAUUCUCAUGGAUAGUUCAAAAGUGGCCCGUUUUAUUCAGCAGGAGGGCUCCAUAUUCUCGCUAGAUAACUCACCAGUAGGGGAAAACAAUCAUGGGGCAAUUCCUAAGGAUCAACGUGAGCCAUCUCAGGGGGGGUUUCUCCUCCCUCGUCAGGAAGACACCAAAGAGGCACCUUCAGAACGAGAAAGUAUACUAAUGAAAGAUGGAAAAGAGCAUACACCUGGAGUACUCAGCACAGAAAAAGCGGCGCCAAGAACACCCAGCGAUAGCAAUUUAAAUUUACAGGGAACAACUCUACUAUCAGAAGAGAUGAAAGCGGUUGUAGGCAAAUUCAACUUCAUAGCACAGAAAAAAAAGGACCUACUGAUCGUGAUAAAGUCCAGGGAACAAACCUACAUCGAGAAUAAGCGAAAGGACAUAUCGUACGAGUGCUACGAAAUGGACAGAGCAAUAAUUAUAGAAAAAAAUGUGUACGUAACUACCAUCCCCGAAAUUGAUCUCAUAAGUUGUCUUAACACAUGUAUCUCGAACGUAUACUGCACAGGGAUAGAAAUGGAUAGAACAAUUCAGCACGGAAAGACGGACUUAUUUUUCUUCCUAAACAGAAGUCAUGGGACGAAAAUGAUCCAUUUUUUCAAAUGCUAUUUAUAUUUUUACGAGGAAAUUGCAUCGUAUUAUAAAAAGGAAAGUUUGAAAAAAAUCGAAGAUAUACAGCAUUAUGAUGAUGCGGAUAGGAUAACCGGCUGCGUGGUUCAAAAGAACGAAAUGCUAAAAUUGUGGAAGGUGUAUAAUUUUGAUAUAUGUCCAAAUAACUACUAUUGUCCUGUAAAAUCAUUUAAAAAGAAAAAGUGCCCCUUAAAUUCAGUUAAAAAAAACUUCCAAGGAACUAUCGAAAAUUGCCUAUGUUCCCCGGGGUACUCUUUGCAGAACAAUUUAAACCUCUGUGUACCAUGUGAGAAGGGAACAUACAAAGAUUCUACAUCGAAUGGUAAGUGCACCAAGUGUCCUCACAGCUUAACCACAUCUUCCGAAGCUUCUAGUUCCAAGUACGACUGCGUUUGCAGAGAAGGCUACUAUUUUCACGGGCGCUUCCGCAUGAAAUUGGUGGACUUAAAAAUGGAGCAAGCCAUCAUUGAACAUAUUAACAAAGCGAAAGAGAAUAAAAUUUUAUCUCUACCAAGUGGGCAAAACAAAGUGCAGAAUCUUUUUUUUCAAGUGAAGUCAGCUGGAAGGAGGCAAAAAUUUGCCAAAAUGGUGCAAGCAUUUUUAGGGGAAAGUCCGCAGGGGACGACAGGAAAAAAGGGACCUCACGGGGGUGACAACACACGUGCAAUUAAAGAGAACGAAUUGGUGUCCACAGUCAAGGAGAGAAGCUUCACCCAAAUGGGAGAUACCCCGGUACAUGUUUCGCAUGCCCCGCAUGCAGUGCAGAAACAUUACAAUGCACUCUCCAGUUUAGAUUUUCUUUCCAACAAAUUUGAUGACAGCGUGGACGGUUUUCCCUACGGAACGUGCAUUAAAUGUCCCGAUAAAAUGUUUUGUCCAGGCUUCUGGUUUAAAAAUUUCGAAAAGGAACUUCAUCACCCUCCCAUAUUUUGCCCCAAGGGAUCAAUCGUACCUAAGACGACCUUAGAAUCAACGGACGUGCACAAGUGCAUAUGCGGGAAAGGGUACAGCAUAAAUGUGCAAAGCAGGCACCACAGCAGAGGAGGCAGCGACGGAAGCAACGGAAGAAGCGACAGCGGUGGUAGCGGCGAAAUGUGCGUGAAGUGUGAAGAGAGGUACUACAAAGACGUUGUGGAUAAUUCACCGUGCGCUGGCCUAUGCAUGGAAUUUUCCACCUCCUUCCCAGGAUCUAUCAGCAAAAAACAGUGCUUUUGUGACAGGGGGAAAUAUAUGAUACAUGAGUCGUCCCACGAAAUGAAAUGUGUGAAUUGUUCCAAAGGGGCCCUAUGCAUUGGGGGCUUGAAAUACAAGUCGCUAAAGAAUUUAAUCCAGGACUCGAGCUACACCGACAUAGAGAUUAACGACCAUGUUAUUCCAUUCCCUCAGAAGGGGUACUUCGCCACCUUUGAAAUAAAACAUGAAGAUUUCGCGUGGUCUCCGCUGAACUCCCUAAACCUGCAGAUAAAUAAUUACGAAAAGGGUGAUAUCAUAAUUAAGAACAAAAUUGCCAAGCAACUAUUUGGCCGAAGGGUAAGCCAUCUUACUGUAGAGAGGAAUCACCAGAAUAAUCAUCCAAAAAACCACAAAAUGGAGGUAAACCCAGGAAAAGAAAUACCACUUGGUUAUCCCACCAAUAAAGAAAGUAUCUCACUAGUCGAAGCAGGAAUAACGCACAUCCUAGUUAACGAAAAAUUGGAGAAGCUAAAAUACAAAAAUGAGGAUUUAACUGUCGAGAGAAUUCCAGACUUUCAUUUGUGUCCAAUUAGUAAAAGGUGCGUAGGGGGGGUGGACAAUUUAUGCGCCCACGGAUCGGAAGGAUACUUAUGCAACAACUGCUCAAAGAACUAUGACAUGAUUUAUUUCAGAUCCCAAUGCUUUAAAUGCAAAAAGACAAAAACGGAAUUGAUGGAUUUAUUGGCUAGGAAAAUAUUUUUCUAUAUGAUAGUAUUCUUUUUAAUAUAUUUAAAUUACUUCUGCUAUGUAAAAAGGAACUUUGUCUUUAUGGGAAUAUUUAAAAUAUGGUAUUUUUUCAUCAUCUGUUUUCUGCCCUACAUUCACGUUGUAGAGUCCAACCAUAACACGCUGCCAAGCCAUUUGUUCUACUUCCAGUCCUUUAUCACCCUCCCUAUGAGGUUUCUGACUCAUUAUUUGAAGCUGAACUGUUUCGUCAGCUCCUAUAGCAACCAGCAGUAUAUACACAUAUGGUAUAUCCAGAGGUACAUAAAAAUCGCGGAGCCCAUGAUUGACUGUGCUGUGUUGACUACCCUCUUUUUAAUUAUCUACCUGGUGUACAAUCGGCUGAAGGGGAAGCAAAUUAGCACAGUAGAAACGGUCAUUGCCAAGCAGAUUAACAAAGUACACUCUAAGGGGUACUACCAGCACCGCUCUGACUUCUACUACCACUACUACCAAAAACAUGUUAUUGACACGAUUAAUAAUAAAAAGGGGAGGGAAUAUUUGUGGUCGAAGAAGUGGAAGAAUGUUUCCUUCGAUCAUGAGCAUUCGUCCUGUGAGGAAGCGGCAAAGGGGCGGGAAAAGGCGAAAAGAACAAAAAAGCCCCAACGGGAUAGCAACACAUUGGGUGGUAAAAGCACACACUGCGGUAGCGACGCCGACUUAUCCACCUCCGACGACUCGCUACGCGGCAGCAAAAUGGCGAAGAAAGAACUAUCUUCUAGCAACGAAAAUCUGUACAAUUUUGAUGAAACGUUCUUGCCUAAGGAUGCAUCAAAUUAUGGUGUGAAGGAAGAAAACAUAACAAAGGAUAAAUACUGGACGUACAUGUGCGCGCUUAAUAUCUACAAUAUCAAAGCCUUUGGAUUAUUCCGUUACAUACAUCCGUCUAGCAUCAGCACGUUCAGUAGAAUAAAACGAAUUCUCUCCGAUUUGAAAGUCAUCUACAUCAUCGUCUUGUAUAUAUACUUCCCAUUUACUCUUAUUAGCUUGUUAGAGCUGGUGUGGUGCCAGCCAGUAAAGUACAAGAAUAAAGUCCCCAUGCUAAUUCUGUAUCACAUGCCUUCCCAAGUUUGCAACUGGAGGAAUAAAUUAUUUGCAACAGGAGUGAUGUUUUCUUCCGUCUUCUUCCUCAUCUAUUUACUCUUCUUUAUCUUUUCUUUCUAUGGCACUUUGAAGAAUUUUAAAAUAUGUGGCUCGUAUGCAAAGCGAGUGCGCAGUUACUUUCUCUUCAAUGGGUACAACUACCAGAAUCGGUGUUGGGACCUCUUCCAUGUCGCCAAAGUUAUUUUCGUGGCAAUUUCCUUCACUUGUCAGUUGUACACCAAGAGAAGUGAUAACGCUAAAUAUUUUAUCUGCUGCUGCAUCGUGUUUAUCCUAAUCACAGAAGUUACUCUCAUUUUGAUGUAUUCCCCUUACGACAAAAGGUCGAACAACAUUUUGCGCAAGUUAAGUUUGUUGUCCACCUUUUCCAUAUUGAUAACUUAUUUAAGUGUCCAGUUCAGCUUUUUCUUUAAUUUUCCCAUCAUGAACGCUUUGCCGUUCCUUUUAUUUGUCUACUUUCAUCUCUACAUGGGUAACAAAAUUCUACUCGAAUUUGCCAUUUACAAGAAUAUUUUUAAGAGGAAGGAAGAGAACGAGGAUCAGCAAGACGUAGGGCGAGAAGCAGAGGGGUUGCUGAACGAGCAAUCCUUCUUUAAUUUUGCAAAACAGAAGAGUAACCAGAAUGGGGUCCACCUGGACGUCCAUGCAGAUGAUAGGAACGCAAGUGGGGCACACAACUGUUCCAACAAAGGGGGAGAGAAGAAGGAAAAAAAAACUUCUUUCCAUUUCCCUUUCUCUUUUCCUUUUCCCUACCCAUCCGCGUUGCACAUCUGCAACCUGUAUGACUUCCUCCUACGCGUGAAUAACAUCCCGUCUUAUUCCAUCCUUUUCAACGAAAAGGGGGAGGAAAUUUUCAUAUUUGAAAAGGGGUCCACCAAAUGUAAGUACGAAGAAAUAGUAAAAAAUGUAAAAAUGAACACCACGGAGAGGUCUCAAACGGGAGUAAUAAGCCUAGAUUUGCUACACUCAGAUUUGCUUUACUACAGCAUUAGUGACUCUUCCAGACAGCCUCUCUCCAAUAUGAACUAUGUAGACCUGAACAAACAGAGCACGAAUUGGUCUCAACUUAUGGGUGAAAGCAAAUUAUCCAACAAUUAUGAGCAAAUUUUUCUGAGAGAAAAGAAGUACCCCAAGGAAAAAGAAAACUACCUACAUGGCGACGUAGAUAGAGAAAAUUCAAGAGGGGCCAUCGCUCCAAUUAAUAUAACUCAUUUUAUCAAUUGCCUAAUUGAAGCCAUCAACAUUCUGUUCGUUAAUCAGUCGUACAACCAGAUAAGUGUAGAAUGGAUUAGCUUUGUUACGAGAUUUUCUAUCUGCUUCAUACACUGGAUGAAGAACUACGACGAAAAGUUAGUCAACCUCGUGCCGAUCAAUAAGAAGCAAUUCGAAAUGAAAAAAAGAAAUCUCUUAUUCUAUUCCCUAUUUAGUUCCUACGAAGAAGUUUAUUCUUUGCAGUCUAUCAUUGGAGACAAGAACAAAUUUGAGGAAUGCAAAAAGAAUUUCGUACAAGCGGAAAACCUAGAACAAUUUUACCUCUACCUGAAUGAAGCAAAGAGAAAGAAGCCUGGGGCAAAACGCGCUUAUAGCCAAAGUGAUGAUGAAGAAAAAUCCGAUUGUUACACUUCUCUGAAUUUUCUAGAUGAUGAAUUUUACCGAUGUGAACAAGAUAUCAUUAAAUUACUUUUUGAUGAAAAUAUUUUUAAAAACUUGUCCAUCUCCAUCGUGGAAUUUUUCUUCUCAAUUUAUAUGAUUCAAUUUAUCGAAAGUAAGCGUCUCUCUAUUUUAAUUUUCCUCUUCUGCGAGAAGAAAAACUAUUUAAGUAGGGAAAAGCAAUUUUUAAAAAUAAUCCAAGCCAGAAAAAAGGAUAUCCAACUUAUUAUGUACUCGCAGAACAACAAGGAGAUUUACGAUUUCGUGGAAAACAACUAUCUGAAUGAGUACAAUCGGGAUUUAAAAAAGAAAAUCAAAAAUCUACAAAACUUAAUCAGAAAGAAGGAGAAGUCCUCCCUCAAACGAGAAAAGGUGAAAAGCGUCACCCGUGUGCAGGGAAAUAGGGCGAUGAAAAUGAGCAACGCGAACGCGUACUUCGUCCAAACAUUGAAGAAACUCCUCGACGAUUCGUCCGCCACCACGCGACGACACACGGGGAGCGCAAGAAGAAAACCGCACGAGAGGACGCCCCAGUAA
This is a messenger RNA of Plasmodium inui San Antonio 1, 9912 nucleotides long. RefSeq lists its product as hypothetical. Gene Ontology annotation, biological process: signal transduction. The coding region runs from base 1 to 9912 and encodes 3303 amino acids. The record is from RefSeq and is a predicted model, not a curated record. NCBI's taxonomy places the organism in Eukaryota, Apicomplexa, Aconoidasida, Haemosporida, Plasmodiidae. Gene Ontology annotation, cellular component: cell surface. The transcript has 3 exons.